CCCCAGCGCCAAAAUUCGAAAUACGUUUAUUUUUUUUAUUUUUUUUAAAAAGGGAAAAAUACGCUGCGUGUCAAAAACACUAAAGCGAGUUUGUGUCAGCUUUUUACUUCGCAACUAACUUUGGCGACGAGUAGGAAUCCACCAAGGACACGCGGCCGUCGCCGUAAUGUGAAGCAUAUCUGCAGGACAUUUUGUACAACACUUUGACCAUGAGACGGAGCCCAAGGAGACCCCUGAUCCUCAAAAGACGAAAGUUGCCCUUUCAGCAGAACAACCCGCCCGCCAGUCCGCACGCGUCCGUGCCCCAAGGAGAUCCGGCGAGUUCGUCCGCCCCGGAGCACUUCCCGGACGGCGUGCGCGUCCUGGAUCACCCCGUCUUCCCCGGCACACAGGUGGUAGUCAUUCCCAAGACUGGCGAGCGGCACAGUGUCAUCGAGGCGCUCGCCGUCAAGGGCAAGGAGAGCGGUGUCCAGGGGCCCAACAAGCUCAUCCUCCUGGGUGAGAGCGGCAGCCUGGACUCGGGCUCGCUGUGCCAGACCGAUGAGGCCGCCGGCUUUCCGGCGAGCGCGGUGGGACAGCGGGUGUCUCAAAGCGCGGCGUUCAUUGGAAUCAAGCAAGUGCAAAAGGAAGAGGACGGCAACCGUUUUGACGACAGCCUCACCAACAUGCAGUGGUUGGAAAGGAGCGACGCCUUGCAGCCAGGACCUGGCGACGACAAAUUCAAUAAGGAGAACCAGACUGCAGUGGCCGUGUUAGAACGAAGACCGAAUAUUCUGCAUUCUGUGUGUGAAGCAGCAUGUGGCUCACCAUCCAAGACGGGCCCCGGCGCUCGCCCAAAAAACGCCGCAUCUGAAAAGCCGCCCUUCUCCUACAUGGCCAUGAUCCAGUUUGCCAUCAACAGCAGCAAGAACGGCCUCAUGACCCUGAAGGAGAUCUACAAGUGGCUCCAGCACCACUUUGACUUCUUCAGGGUUGAGAACAGGCGGGGCUGGAAGAAUUCCGUCCGCCAUAACCUCUCCUUGCACAAAAUGUUCCUCCGAAAGAUGUCGCCCAAUGGAAAAGUUUCCUUCUGGACCAUUCGGCCGGACGCCAAUCGAGGUCUCACCUUGGAUCAGGUCUACAGGCCCGGUUGUAACCCAGUGGCAGCCCCUUUUGCCCAGCCAGUACUGUCUUCACCUUACCAACAGCAGCAAAUGCCUUCUGGUCGCAAGAAAGCACCUCCAGGCUGUGAGAAGCGCCUGAAACCUCUCCUCCCCCGAACGCCCUCCUACCUGAUCCCCGUCCAGCUCCCCCUCAGCGCCACGGUGGCGCUUGCGAAGAAUGACGCUCCGCGAGCUAAGGUGUUGAAAGCGGAGGCGGAGCGGGUGCGCGGGAGCCCCAAGGCGCUCGCCCGGAAACAACAAGCUGGCAGCUCCCGACGCAAGCAGCGUCUGGUGCGCUCGCAGCACGAAGAACCGCUCCUGGUGUGCUCGCAAGACUCGGAGGUGGACUCUGGCAUCUCCGCCGCGUCUAGCUGCCGGGACGCCGAGGCCGACCACCAGGAGGGGCGUCUCCCCUCCUACGAGACCCCCGUAAAAGCGGGCCGCCGCCGCCUGGUCUCCUCCACGCCCAGCAAGCCGCCGGUCGAGAACUGCGGGCAGAGCGCGCUGGACUUCAGCCCCAUCCGCACGCCCCUGCACGACUACCCCGCCUUUAGCCUAAGCAGCACCCCCCUCCAGGACUGGGCCCUCUUCUCCGACGCCACCUCGCCCGUCUGGCAGAGCGCCUGCUCCAGAGAGCUGCUGGACGGCGGCGACACCCCGCCCGCCAACCGCUCUCUCGCCGAGGGCCUGGUGCUGGACACCACCAGCGACAGCCUGAGCAGGAUCCUGGUGGACUUCAGCCUGGAGGACAUCCACGACCUGGGCUUGGCUGACGUCAACCUGUCGGAGAUCAGCCUGUCGGAGAUCAUCCCGCAGUUCAAGUAGUCCCAGGGCUGAAUUCCCAUCGGUGUUUGUUGGCCAGUCACGCAAAUACACACACACACACGCAACAUGUGCAGCUACAUGCACACUCUCCUAACCCUUGCAUACAUAAACGCAAGCACUCACAAACGGACGUACAUGCAGAUUCGUACUUGCGCGUGCUCAAAACAUACACACGCACACCUACUCGUACACCAGCACAUGCACACUUUUGCACAUUUUCACACCGUUCGGCCGUUGAAAUCUUCCCAUUGAACCUUGUUUUUUGCUUUACAGUCGAAAAAUCUUUCCAUCGAGCGUUUCAUUUAAUUUCACAUCUGCUCGACAGCGCUUUGAAUCACUUUUGUUUUAUGUCCUUUAGACGAACUGCCUCGUUGACACUUUUGUUGUUUGUGUAUUUGAAUCUAUGUUGAUUUGCACAUUUUGUUAUUUAAGUUGAGGGUCCUUUGUUGCCUGGAAAGAUACUUCCGCCUGCCAGUUUGGGGGUUUAAAAACAUUUUGGGGGUGCAAGUUGUUUAGCAAUAAGAUAUUUGAAACAAAUAGCGCAAUAAGAAGCACUACUGUUGGUAGCAAUAGGGUUGUAUUAGUUCAACAGUGUUAGUUCAUGCAGUGACUCCAAGAAGCACAAUGGAAAUAUUCCUGCCAUCAUUGUUCUUAUUCUAUGGUGGUACAAUAAACAUAUUGUUGCCUUUCAACACAACUUGUACUCUCGUUUAUUCGAACAUGUAGAGCGUUACACGCUGAAAGACAAAAUGUAAAAAAUAGUCCGACCGUGUGUUCAUGUUUAUAACUGUGUACUCUAGAAAAAGCGAAGCUGUCUA
Molecule: messenger RNA, 2785 nt
Organism: Phycodurus eques (leafy seadragon)
Lineage: Eukaryota; Metazoa; Chordata; Actinopteri; Syngnathiformes; Syngnathidae
Gene: foxm1
Product: forkhead box M1
Exons: 9
Coding region: 210-1967 (585 amino acids)
Biological process (GO): regulation of DNA-templated transcription; G2/M transition of mitotic cell cycle
Molecular function (GO): sequence-specific DNA binding; DNA-binding transcription factor activity
Source: RefSeq, a predicted model, not a curated record